Molecule: messenger RNA, 1683 nt
Organism: Trypanosoma cruzi
Lineage: Eukaryota; Euglenozoa; Kinetoplastea; Trypanosomatida; Trypanosomatidae
Exons: 1
Coding region: 1-1683 (560 amino acids)
Source: RefSeq, a predicted model, not a curated record
AUGGCAACAGUGAGGGAUUCUGUUUUGUUUUACGCUAAAGUGGAGAAGAUUGGAACGGAUGACACCAUCCUCUCCCGUAACGUUUUUGUCACCCCAUCAGCGCUGCUUGUCUGCCUUCCUGCGGGUGGAAUUACUCGGACCGUUUCCCUUGCCAAUAUUACGGAAAUUGAGCUUUCGAAGCAGGAAUUAGUUGGCAAGCCUUGCUGUAAGAUACAUGUGCGUGGCGAGGUACCAAUUAAUCUCAGUUUUGCAGAUCAAAGCGAUGCUGAUGACUUUUCAGAUGCCGUCUCUAAAGCUGCAAUUAACGUGCGGGUGGUAAACGUCGCUGUGGCGUCGGUACCGGAGAAAAAAAUUCGAUUAGACUUGUCGCAAACCGCUCCGAAAGGAGUGCACUUUUCAGCUCCACAAGACCCACCAGAGUCAUCACCUUCAUCGUUGGCUGCUGGGAACGACAAGUGGCGUCGGUUGUCGUCGCCAUCGUUUUCCGUUGGGCCGCCGAGUCGUUCCGGUGCCCAGACCGUCGCAAAACCCAUUGAAGCACUGGAGUUUACUGGGCCAACGUCAGCGGUGGGUCUAAAGGCGAAUGGAGAGCGUGAUAGCAUUAGAGACUCCGUGAUUCCCCUUGAAAACCACGUUUCUCCCUUUCGUCGUGAGGCAUUCCAUUAUCCCCACGCGAUGGGUAGCGCAGAUGGGAGGGCCAGCACUUCGGCCGGCGUGUACGACCUCGGGCACCAGACAACAGGAUCUCUGUAUACCAGCGAUAUAACGCGACCAGUGACGACUCUUGUCAGCCCAAAAUCUGGACAACCCUUUCAGUUGCAGGAGCGGUACGGUGAGACACUUGUUGAUCUUUGCGCUGAACGGGACUCAGUUGCAAAUAUGCAGCAGCGUUUUUCCAUGGAGUUGGAACUCCAAAAGGAGGCUGUGAGUCGUCUCACUGGCGAGCUCCAAGAAAAGAAUGCGUUCAUUGAUGAUCUGAAGACGGCACUGAGCUCACAGGAAGGUUUCUUUCAAGAGAUGCUUGUUUCGACAGAACAACUACGUUCGAUGGAAAAGACCAAGAGCCAGCUGGAGGAACAGGUGGAUGUGCUGCAGACGGAGGUGAAGCGCCUGGAGAAUCUCAAUAGGCAGAAGGAAUCCGAUCAUAGAAAGGUUCUGGCAACAAAACUUGCGGAACUUCAUGAGGCGCAUACCAAAGAAGUGGAAGAGUUGCGAGGGGCCUUUGCGCAGUACGAUGUUGAGAUGACGGAAUACGUUUCGGGUCUGUUGAAGGAGAGGGAUCACGAGGCACGCAAGGGGGAGGAGCAGGAACGACGACUCCAGAAACAAAUUGAAAGUCAACGAAAUGAAAUUGCGGAACUGAAGGGUGCUUUGGCCUCGCGACAACCCGCCCCGUCCGGCGUCGUUGCUUCUUCUGCUGACCCUACUGCUGCUGCUGCGUCGUAUGGAGCAAAGGAGGAGGCUAAAAGAGCCACAGUCGUCGAAUGGGCUAAUGGUUUGAAUGGAAACCUCACGGCAUCCUCAUCGCACCACGAGCGUGAAUUGCCGCAACCCUCGCGGUGGCCCAUAUCUCAUGCCGUCACAAUGCCACAAUUGGAGAUACGCCUAGCGUUAUUGGAGGAGGAACGGGCGCGUCUACGCUUGCGAGAAAAGCUGCGCCAUCGCAUCCAUAGGCGCGAGUAA